Thelazia callipaeda (thelaziosis nematode) is the source of this 900-nucleotide messenger RNA. Lineage: Eukaryota; Metazoa; Nematoda; Chromadorea; Rhabditida; Thelaziidae. The record is from the annotation of a GenBank genome assembly.
AUGAGAAUCAAGGCAAAAGGUGACAAUUACGAUGACGGACGAAAUGAUUCUUUCACAGGUGCUUUGAAUGCCAUGGUAUCAAUGAUUAAAUAUUCGGCAAGUCAAGCCUACUGCAUGGCAGUUAAAAUUGAUCAAUCUAUCAGUGAUAAAUAUAUCAAUAUAGAGCCAACUAAUAAUUCGUCAUGCUACCAAAUUGUUGAUGUGCAAGAUGUAGCCGAAGAUAUGAGUCUGCAGCCGCUAUUCAUUCAAGUGCAUCAUAACCCUAAAAACCGUUUGCCCCUACAACAUUUAAUUGAUGAAGCAGCUGGAAGGACAUUGGGGAACGUCAAUUUGGAGUUGACAAAAAAUAUAACUGUUGAUUUGACUGAUGACGACGAUAUUGAUCUAUGGAGAGAUAAAGCUGGCUUCGUUGUCAGAGACAACCUGUACCUCUGUGAACUCACAGUCAAUAAAAGUCAAUUUGAGAAGACACUUCGAAUUGACACAACAGUGAACAUCUCGGAAUUUCAUGAUUCACAGAUGCAAGAAAUCUUGAAAUUCGACAAAACAUUGUGUUUUAUUGAUCGCAGUAAAUACCUCCAGUACCUUUUCAAAUGUACAAAGGUGAUUGUUGCUGAAAAUAAUGAUAAACUCAUAAUGGGCUAUGGUAUUUUCGAGAAAGACCGUAUCCUUGCUCUUUAUGCAAAUGAUUCUGGAACUGCGCAUGCGAUUGUACAAAAAAUGCUGCAGUUGAUGGAUUAUACUGAGGUAACAUUUUGUACGAAAAAAGGUUGUUGGAGCAUAGAAGACCAACCAGAAACCGGUCUCGAGAAAAUUAAACGCUUGCAUACACGUACAACUUCAGUAAACAUCGUAUGGGAAAAAAUUUUUGCUUUAAACGUGGGUGUAAAUCUGAUCUAA